Molecule: messenger RNA, 2499 nt
Organism: Thlaspi arvense
Lineage: Eukaryota; Viridiplantae; Streptophyta; Magnoliopsida; Brassicales; Brassicaceae
Source: the annotation of a GenBank genome assembly
UUCACUGGUCAGCAAAAUUUUGGUUCCUCGGUGGAUUCGUCUUUCACUCGUCGUGCUCAUCCAUUGAUGCUUCUGCUCCUGCUCCUGCUUCUGCUUCCACCAUGGUAACGCUCUCGUCUCCAUCUCCCUCGCUCUCUUGCGUAGAAAGCGGGUCAUAUAAAUCGUCUCACGUUUCUCGGGUUCUAUUCUCUGGACCCGAUAAGAUUCACGGCGAAUCCUCGGAACCCAGUAUACUGAGAGAUGUUCAUAUCUCAGAAAGGUUGAUGGAGGAUUUCACUGAGCUUGCGAGAGAGAACACUGAGAAGGACCUCGAGACUUGUGGAACUCUCGCUGCCUUUCUUGAAAGAGGGAUUUUCUAUGUAACCACUCUGAUAAUACCUAAGCAAGAAUCAACUGCUAAUUCAUGUCAAGCCAUGAAUGAAGUGGAUGUGUUUUCCAUACAAAACGAAAGAGAACUUUAUCCCGUAGGAUGGAUUCAUACUCAUCCUUCUCAGGGUUGUUUCAUGUCAUCAGUAGAUCUGCAUACACACUACUCGUAUCAGGUAAUGGUGCCAGAGGCUUUUGCAAUCGUCGUGGCUCCAACCGAUAGCUCUAGGAGUUACGGUAUAUUUAAGCUAACGGACCCGGGAGGAAUGGAGGUAUUGAGAGGCUGCUCGGAGACCGGGUUCCACCUGCACAGAGAACCGGAAGAUGGGAACCCGGUUUAUGAGCAUUGCUCAAACGUCUACAAGAACUCGAACCUUAGGUUCGAGAUUUUUGAUCUGCGCUAAGAUGUCAGUCAUCUCUGUCACGGAUGUGGGUACAGACUCGUAGACGAUUUCACUCUUCUCUCUCUGGGUUUUAAUUCAAAAAGCGAAGUUGGUUACCAUUGUCUUGUACGAUCGUAUAUUCGCGUUAUGAUUUGUUUUGACAGAGUAACUGCUUAGAGUGAGAGAAAGAGAGAGAAAUGAUGAGAGGUUCGGAGAGAGUGAAGGAGUUUCUUCGACCCUUUGUCGAUUCCAGGGAUUGGGACUUUUGCGUUAUCUGGAAACUCGGCGAUGAUCCUUCUAGGUUUAUUGAAUGGGUGGGAUGCUGCUGCAGUGGUAGUUAUAUUGAUAAGAACAUCAAGCAUGAAAAUGUGGAAGAAGGAACUGAGAGAAAAAAGAUGAGCUCUUCUAUAUUAUGCAGAGAUGAACACAACAAGCAUCAUAUAAGAAGCCUAGCUUGUGAAGCUCUUUCUCAUUUUCCUCUCUUCAUGCCUCUUUAUCCCGGGAUUCAUGGAGAAGUAGUGAUGUCAAAAUCUCCCAAAUGGCUGGUGAAUUCAGGUCCGGGAUCUAAAAAGGACAUAUCCAGCACUCGAGUUCUUGUUCCUGUGAGUGAUGGUCUUGUUGAGCUUUUCUCCUUCGUAAUGAAACCUGUUGAUGAAAGCAUGGUUGAUAUGAUCAUAUCGCGUUGUAACGCCUUCUUUAAACCGUUCACUGAACAAACACUACCAUUUAGGAUCAUUCCUAGAGCAGAGGAAUCUAUGAGCAGCGGUGUGAAUCUCAGCUUUGAAGGCGGCGGCUCAUCAAGCGUUUCGAACCCCUUAAGUGAAAGUCAGACUCUUUUCGGAAACCCGAAUGCUCCUUGCGAGGAACAAAAGCCGUGUUUGGUAAUGAACAAGGAAGAUGGUGUCGUGAUGCAAAACACUAUCGACGUCAAAGCUAAUAAGAAGUUGCCAAAGGAAAACUUCAAAUCAAAGAAUCUUCAAUCAGAGAGAAAAAGAAGAGAGAGAAUUAAUCAGAGACUCUAUGCGCUAAGAGCUGUAGUCCCUAGAAUCACAAAGAUGAACAAACUUGGAAUUCUCGGUGAUGCGGUUGAUUACAUCAACGAACUGCUAGUGGAGAAGCAGAAACUUGAAGAUGAGCUGAGUAGAAUCAACGAGAUUGAAUGCAGGGAAAUCGCUGCAGAGCAAGAAUCUGCAAUAGCAGAAGCUGAAAAAGCUUCCUCUAUGGUGAACGAUGACGAGGUGAAUCUUCAAGUCCACGAGAUUGGUGAGCGACAUUUCUUGAUUCGGGUUGCGCAGGAGCAUAAACGAGAUGGAUUCAAGAGGUUGCUAGAAGCUGUAGAUUCUUGUGGACUUGAGAUCAUUGACGUUAAGUUCACCAGGCUCGAUAUCACAGUCAUGACUCUUCUCAAUGUGAAGGCGAACGAAGACGGAAUUGCAGCUGGAAAUCUGAGAGAUUUGCUGCUCAAGAGGAUGAUAGCUUCAGACAGUCCAAAUGCAGAGUCCGUAAAACAGAGUACAUAACCUAACAAAAAAUGUCAAAUGUUUUGUUUGCUUCAGCCGCAAGUUACUGUUGAGAUUUGAUUCUCACAAGCUUUUGGUGACAAAUUACGUGUUGAAACUAUACAUCUUUCUGGGUAAUUGGAUUUUGAUUUUGUUAAGAUCUUCACCAAAAAGAAAAGAUCUAAACGAGUGUUUAAGUUGUUCUGAAUCGUAGCCCACUAAUGUUAUGUAGUAAAGAAAAUAAAGCGGAG